Molecule: messenger RNA, 5908 nt
Organism: Mytilus californianus (California mussel)
Lineage: Eukaryota; Metazoa; Mollusca; Bivalvia; Mytilida; Mytilidae
Product: titin-like
Exons: 12
Coding region: 817-3600 (927 amino acids)
Source: RefSeq, a predicted model, not a curated record
GUCGCAUCAAAUUCCAUUAUAAUGACAACGAUUUGUGAACAAAACUAACAGACAUAAUAGGUAAAAAUAACCGACAAUACGGUAUGGACUGAUCUGAAUGUGGAAGGUCGUACGGUUGUCUAUAAUUACUUACAUCUACCUCAUUUGAACUGGGGCGAACACUUAACUCAUUAAGACGAUGUAGAUUUCGUCAAUGGCAACGGGUAUAUUUGAUUCCUUUAACAAUACACACAAUACUCACACUUUUUAUCUGAAAAUCUUCUUUUGUCAAGUUUUAAUACAUUCUGAAUCGUACCAAAUGUUUUAAAAAGUGCAAUAACAAAAUGUUUGCUGGAUGAUAAAUCUUGAAUUAGGAAUAACUCAUCUUUAAUGCAAUGAAAGCAAACAAUUCAAAACUCAUGUAGAGGACGACAAUAGGAAAAUGGACACUGAAUUCUAUAUUGAGCGUACAGCAACAACGGUUGUUCUUAAUUAUCAUUUCCAAUUAAUUUAUUAGCAUUUAUCAGUAGGUUUUCUUCGUUUGUAGGUUCCACAGCACAAAGUUUUGUUAAACUGUCAGGAAAUCAGCAUGUAAAGCGUUUUGGUAAUGUAAGACUAAACUGUUCAUCAAACAACACACCUAUUGCAAAUACAGCAAGCAUUCAAAUAGACGGAAAAUCGUAUACUACAAUUACAUUGAAAGGUGACGACUGUUUUUCUAGCAUUUUAGGAAAAAAAUGCACUCCUGAUGUAUGUGAAUGCUCAAACCGAGGUUUAUGGUACAGUCAUACAUACAAAAUAGUUCAACAUGUUGGUGUGGUUAACUUUAUAUGUUUGAUGACAUUUAAAGCAAAUGGUCUCUUGUCAGAUAGCAUUAGCGUGAAAAUAAUCGACUUCACAGGUCCUUCAAUUACUACAGAGCCUGGAUUGCCAUUUCCAUCUGGCAGCAAUGUUGCAUUUACCUGCAUGGUGGAUACCUUGUCGACCAACAUAACAUUUGAAUGGGAUUGUCUUGGAAAAAGAGAACCCCAAAGCAGAAGUUUUUUUGGAUCUAAAUCAACAAAAUAUUCUUCUGUUAUAACGCGCAAUAUACAGUUGAUUCAUGAUGGCGAAACCUGCAGAUGUUGUAUAAAUGUAGACGGAAUAAGAGGAAAUUCUGAAAUUUCACUAGCAAUCAGUAGAAAACCAAUCAUAGACAUUAGCAAGGCAGCAACAUGUGAAAGCUACUCUACAAUUACUUUGUACUGCGUUAUCCAUACCGGAUUUCCUUUAUUCGGAUUUAACAAUUGGAUACAUUCCAGACAUGGCACACUUAUUCGACAUUUAGAAGGGGAAAAGAUGCAUACAAUGUCAAUUUUGAAAUUUAAUUCCUGCAGUCGUGAUGAUACCGGAGAUUAUACAUGUGAAGCAUAUAAUAGAUAUGAAGGCAACUUAACCUUUGCAAAUAAAACUGUUUCGUUGAUUGUAUAUGGUCCACCGAUUAUAAAGUCUGAAAAAACAGUUACAUGCUACAAUUCAUCAGUUACAUUGUCGUGUAAUAUUGAUACAGUACUCCCUGUAUACGGGUUUAACCCAUGGAUACACUAUUUCAAUGGGACAUUUGUUCGCAGUUUAAAUGGAUCCGUGCAAGAAAUGAAAUCGAUUUUAGAGGUUGACACGUGCAGUUACUAUAAUGCCGGAGAAUACAUGUGUGCUGCAUGGAAUAAAUAUGGAGACACAGCUCUAGUUGCAAAUAAGACUAUUGUUCUUGUUGUUAAUGCUUCCCCAGUGAUAAUCUCGUCGGGCGUAAUUCGGGAACAACAAACAAUCCUUUCUGCGACAUUUUACUCCACUACAGAGGUGCUUCUUACAUGGCGGCAAUCAAACCAGACACUUACGAACUCAACAGACCGGUUGCAAAUGCUAGAUAGAAAGACGAUUGAACUUAUUCUUUAUAAUAAAAACAUUGAGUGUGAUGGAUAUAUUGCUAAUUUGUCAAUCAGAUCAUCUUUAGUUGGUGAAUACGUUUUACUUAUCCAAAAUACAUUUGGUACAACAAGACUCUUCUAUGAAGUGAAUAAAUUAAGUACACAAGGUCCACCGAUUAUAAAGUCUGAAGAAACAGUUACAUGCAACAAUUUAUCAGUUGCAUUGUCGUGUAAUAUUGAUACAGGACUCCCUGUAUACGGGUUUAACCCAUGGAUACACUAUUUUAAUGGAACAUUUAUUCGAAGUUUAAAUGGAUCCGUGCAAGAAAUGAAGUCGAUUUUAGAGCUUGAAACGUGUAGUUACCAGAAUGCCGGGGAAUACAUGUGUGCUGCAUGGAAUAAAUUUGGAGAUACAGCUCAAGUUGCAAAUAAGACUAUUGUUCUUGUUGUUAAUGCUUCUCCAGUGAUAAUCUCGUCGGGCGUAAUUCGGGAACAACAAACAAUCCUUUCUGCGACAUUUUACUCCACUACAGAGGUACUUCUAACAUGGCAGCAAUCAAACCAGACACUUACCAAUUCAACAGACUGGUUGCAAACGCUAGAUAGAAAGAAGAUUGAACUUAUUCUUUAUAAUAAAAACAUUGAGUGUGAUGGAUUUAUUGCUAAUUUGUCAAUCAGAUCAUCUUUAGUUGGGGAGUACGUUUUACUUAUCCAAAAUACAUAUGGUGAAACAAGUCUCUUUUUUGAAGUGAAUAAAUUAAGUACACAAGGUCCACCGAUUAUAAAGUCUGAAGAAACAGUUACAUGCAACAAUUCAUCAGUUACAUUGUCGUGUAAUAUUGAUACAGGACUCCCUGUGUACGGGUUUAACCCAUGGAUACACUAUUUUAAUGGGACUAUUGUUCGCAGUUUAAAUGGAUCAGUGCAAGAAAUGAAAUCAACUUUAGAGGUUGAAACGUGUAGUUACCAGAAUGCCGGAGCAUACAUGUGUGCUGCAUGGAAUAAAUAUGGAGAUACAACUCUAGUUGCAAAUAAGACUAUUGUUCUUGUGGUUAAUGCUUCUCCAGUGAUAAUCUCGUCGAGCGUAAUUCGGGGACAACAAACCCUUUCUGCUACAUUUUACUCUACUACCGAGGUGCUUCUUACUUGGCAGCAAUCAAACCAGACACUUACAAAUUCGACAGACCGGUUGCAAACGCUAGAUAGAAAGAAAAUUGAACUUAUUCUUUAUAAUAAAAGCAUUGAAUGUGAUGGAUUUAUUGCUAAUUUGUCAAUCAGAUCAUCUUUAGUUGGUGAAUACGUUCUACUUAUCACAAAUACAUUUGGUGAAACAAGACUCUUCUUUGACGUGAAUGAAUUAGGUACACAAGCUUUGACAACUUCUUACGAUUUACGUAUAGUGGUGUUUUCUAUUAUUGCCAUUGGGAUAUUCAUUUUGAGUACAGCUGGAACAGUAAUCGUGUCGAAAGGGAUACGACGUAAAAAUGUAAUACAUAUAAUUGGUCCGCAUGAAAGAUGUCCCACAAUUCCAAUAUAUCAUACAGCUCCAGCAUUUGAUACUACGCCGAAUGUAUAUGCCAUCCCAGAAACCGGAUACCAACAGGUUACCAAUGAACAAUAUGAACUGGAUAAUUUUCAAGAUACUGAAAAUAAGGGCGUGGAAAAUUACACAUCGAGAUACAUGAGCUCUCUUUAUGAUGAAAUCGAUGUUUGAAAAAAGUGACCUAUAGCUGCUUACUUUUAAUUUUAUUGGGAACGUGAAGAUAGUUGACUCAUUGGCAAUCGUUUUUCAUGUCCUUACUUUUAUAGUUUGAAAUGAUUGAUUUUGUUCGAAAGCAAAAUAUAUUAACAUAGAAAGGAAUGCGGACUCGGUUUGACAUCAUACAAUGUUAUAGAUUUAACGUAUAAGACAUUGUGUUAUUGUGAUAUGGUCAUAUUUUGUAUUCUUGUCUUUCAUUUUUGCUUAUGUGUUUUGUCUUUAUGUCAUUUUGUCUUUAUGUCAUUUUGUUUUUCUUUGUUGACAUAUUUGUUUGUUUUUAUUGUGAUUUAGAUUAUAACACAAUUAUGGAGACCCCUAUUUUUGACAUUUUUACCUAUUAUGUCUGUUUGUUUUGCUCACAAAUUAUUAUACAGCUGUCAUACAAGUGAGAGGUUUAUCUUGUUAGAAAACCAGGUUUAAAGCACCAUUAUCUACAAAAUGAAAUAUUUUUCCAUGUCAGGGAUAUGACAGUUGUUUUCCAUUCGUUUGAUGUGUUUGAGCUUUUGAUUUGUCCAUUUCCGUUUUGAAAUUUUGCAUGGAGCUCGGUAUUUUUGUUAUUUUACUUUUUAUAUUUAUUUUUUUUAUAUUUAUAUCUUUGUUUUUAGAAGUAUAUUCAAUUUCUAAAGUUGAAAACUGCCUCAUAAUGACUGUAUUGGCAUUGAUCGCGUUUUGGUAGUUUCUCGAUGUCCCUUUAUUGAUUAAAGUAUAACGAAAAACUAUAUAUAAACAGGGUCUCAUUUCAAAAUACAUAUCAACUUGAGACUAAUUUUUUUCCACGUCGCUUUGCAAAUCUAAUGUAUUUUCAUUCUGAGAAAGAGAGCAAAAAGGAUACACAAACUUGUAUUUUGAUAGUUAUGUUGUAUCGUUUAAUGUGGAUUACAAAGACCUUUUUAAAAUUAAAACUUAUGAUUAAAACUGGCAUUCGUUGAAAUAUGUCAGUAUGUAUAAAUGAUAAUUUUCUUUAAUGAGAUUGCAUUUGUCGGUGGUAGACCUUCUUGGUUUCCUAUGAGCUUGAAUUUCAGAAAACGUUUUUCAAAUAUAAGCAUCGAAAGUCCCUAUAAACUCAUUCCAUCACCAAAUUGACCAAAACAUACUUUUCUAACUUUCCACCAACGCGUCCGACUUUACACAAGCGUGUCUAAUUUGUACAAACUCGACCAAUUAACCAACUUGCACUAACAUUUCAUUUAGAUUAAAAUUAUCAUCACAGGUUCACAUAUCGGACUCGAACUGACUUAUAAUAUGUAUUUGUUUAUUCCACAUUGGCCACAGGUAAAGGGGGAGGUGUUAAAAUCUCACAAAAUAUAUAUAACCCUGCUGCAUGGGUGCGCCUGUCCCAAGUCAAAAACAUCAAGCCUUUGUUAGUAUUAUGUUUUUUUUUAUUCAUUUUGGUUCAUUUGUAUGGUUCAGAGUUCAUGGUGUGGCGUCCAUUUCGCUGAUACAGUACACAUUUUUAUUAAGGGGCCAGCUGAAGCCCGCCUCCGGGUGCGAGAUUUUAUCGCUGCUUCUAAAACCCAUUUGUGGCCGUUGGCUGUUUUCAGCUCUUUGGUCGGGUAGAUGUCUCUUUGACAUAUUUCCCGUUGUGAUGUUUUCUGUUCCAAGAUAAUGGGAAAGACACUCAUAUCCCCCUGAAAUCAGAAAACGUGAAUCUUUGUCAUUGUUCGAUAAUCAAAUUCGCAACACAAUGAUGAUAUCCCAAUAAAUCAUUAUAUAGUUUAUAUUUUUGGGAACGUACUUCAUGCUCGCUUAAGAAUGGACUUGUUUAGUUUUAACCUAUUCCUUUCAUGAUUUAGAAGUCUUCCUAACCUGUCCUUGUGAUGAUUGAGAAACAAAUUAUCACUUUCUGCUAUCUUUUCAAAUAAACACUGGUUUGGGACAUACACUUUUAGCUUCUGUUUGAGUCCAUCCUGACCAAUCUUUUGCGUGUCAGACGCGCAGCUUUACCUUAUAUUUUACCCUUGCUAUUACCGUUUGAUCAUCCAUAUAGAGCCCAAACAUAUUACACUGUAAAAAUUGCAAAUGAUGUUAUGUUCAUUCUAUCUUUUCAAUUAUAUGUUUUACCUUUUUUAUUUUUAUAUAUCUAUUGCGUAGCAUGCCAAGAUUUAUGUUGUAUCUAAUAUGUGCAUUAUGUGUAUAAUAGGAGACAGAUUGAUAAAAACAACUUGCUAGUUCUUGAAUGCUAGUUAUUUAUUUCAAGUGUAUUGUAUUGAUAUGUGAUGACUUCUGAUUUUAGAAAUAUAAAAAAAAAACUUGUCAAUGCAAA